CUCUUUUGCAGUGACUUUUCUCCUUCUCUCAACAUCAAUCCUGCCUCCAAAAAGGUGAAGGUGCCCUUCCAGAGGACUGACGGCUCAAAGCUGGUUUGCAGAAUUGUCGAGCAUUCACUUGAGUACUGAGAUAGCACGGAAAAAUGGCAGGACGUGACCAAGCGACCAACCAACUGAAGGACUACAAGGAGAAGGAAGGCACUGCCAGCAAACUAACAACCGGCCAUGGAGCCCCCAUUUCUGAGAAGCUCAACUCCCUCACGGUGGGACCCCGAGGGCCCAUUCUGCUGCAGGACAUCACAUUCCUUGACGAGAUGGCUCACUUUGACAGAGAACGCAUUCCAGAACGAGUCGUUCACGCCAAAGGAGCUGGUGCUUUUGGCUACUUUGAAGUAACACACGACAUCACCAAAUACACCAAGGCUGACAUUUUCUCUGCCAUCGGCAAGCGAACUCCACUGGCCGUGCGCUUCAGUACUGUCGGAGGCGAGAGUGGCUCUGCCGAUACUGCGCGCGAUCCUCGAGGUUUCGCCGUCAAGUUCUACACCGAAGCAGGAAUCUGGGACAUUGUGGGAAACAAUACCCCCAUCUUCUUCAUCAGGGACCCGCUCCUCUUCCCCAGCUUCAUCCACACGCAGAAGAGGAAUCCGAGCACUCACCUCAAGGACCCGGACAUGUUCUGGGACUUUAUCUCCCUGCGACCUGAAACCACCCACCAGGUCAUGUUCCUCUUUUCCGACAGAGGCACUCCUGAUGGCUACCGCUUCAUGAACGGCUACGGCUCGCACACUUUCAAGCUGGUCAAUGCCAAGGACGAGGCUGUCUACUGCAAAUUCCAUUACAAGUCUGGCCAGGGUAUCAAGACCUUGUCUUCCAAGAGGGCUGGAGAAUUGGCCUCCCAGGAUCCCGACUAUUCCAUUCGUGACCUGUACAAUGCCAUUGCUCGUGGAGAGUACCCAAAGUUCAACAUGUCCAUCCAGGUCAUGACCUUUGAGCAGGCUGAGAAAUGGAAGUGGAAUCCGUUUGACCUCACCAAGGUUUGGCCUCAUUCUGAGUUCCCUCUGAUCCCAGUUGGGCAAAUUGUCCUUGACCGCAACCCCAAGAACUACUUUGCUGAAGUGGAGCAAAUCGCCUUCAGCCCUGCCCACCUGGUGCCAGGCAUUGAGCCCAGCCCAGACAAGAUGUUGCAAGGCCGUCUGUUUUCCUACUCUGACACCCACAGGCACCGUCUGGGAGCCAACUACCUGCAGAUCCCUGUGAACUGCCCUUACCGCUCCAGGGUUUCUAACUACCAGCGCGAUGGACCCCAGUGCUUCACUGAUAACCAGGGUGGCGCCCCUAACUACUUCCCCAACAGCUUCAGUGGCCCCCUGGAGUGCCCCGUCGCCAAGGCCCCAUCCUUCAAGACUGUUGGAGAUGUGGCUAGGUUCAACAGCGCUGAUGAGGACAACUUCACUCAAGCCUCUGAAUUCUGGAACAAGGUCCUUAACGCCGACGAGCGCACCCGUCUGGUAGAUAACAUCGUUGAUCACUUGAAGGAUGCUGCCGACUUCAUUCAGGAUCGAGCCAUCAAGAACUUCUCUCAGGUGGACGCAACCUUCGGCCAGCGUCUCCGGGAUGGAGUCAACAAGUUUAACAGCACUUCUCGUCAGUCGGCCAAUUUGUAAAGCACAAACGGCACAUUCCUGGUUUAUUAUGAUGAUGGUGCUUUAUGAAAGUUUUGUCAUUAAUUGAUCAGUUCAAUUGGUGCUGGGUUUAUUUUGUUACGAAGUCAUUAUGAAGUUUUAUAUUACGCAAGGAUCCAAUGGUCUAAAUAAAAGAUUUAUAUUUUUGAAA
This is a messenger RNA of Neocloeon triangulifer, 1836 nucleotides long. RefSeq names its product catalase. Gene Ontology annotation, cellular component: mitochondrion; peroxisome; cytoplasm. Gene Ontology annotation, biological process: hydrogen peroxide catabolic process; response to hydrogen peroxide. The coding region runs from base 144 to 1667 and encodes 507 amino acids. Gene Ontology annotation, molecular function: catalase activity; heme binding. The record is from RefSeq and is a predicted model, not a curated record. The transcript is spliced from 6 exons. NCBI's taxonomy places the organism in Eukaryota, Metazoa, Arthropoda, Insecta, Ephemeroptera, Baetidae.